AACUGGUGAGCAAAAUUUCACCCAAUUUACUAAUUGUCUUUCGAUUACUAUCAAAUUAUAACACAAAACCCAGAAAUUUGAGCGUAUUUUCAAUUGAUUUCUUGGUGCAAUUUGGUUGAUCGUUUAGUGGGUUAAAUUAUAAACAAAGGGUUUUUGUUUGAUGGUUGGUAAUUUUUCAGGUUUAGAAAUUUUUUUGGUGGGAGAUCUGAUGUUCGCGCUAAUUAAUAGUUUCGACUCACAAGAUCAUGAUGGCCCUAGAUAAUCGAGGGAACGAAGCGCUAGGAAGCUGAAACAGGGACUGUUUUUAUCAUCCAAUACCUUUCUUUGAUGAAUUGGUGACACCAAAUCUUUUAGAUUUGAUGAGUUGUUUUCUCCACCAUGACUUAGGCAAGAGCCUUGUCAGAAGCACCAGAGUUUUGAUAUGGGGAUCCACAUGGCGCAACGCGCAAGCUAGGGAAACAAAAUGGGGGCUGAGAAACAAUGCAAAAGGGCCUUGAGGCAUCCCUUGGAUGCGUCCAAUCUAAAAGCUAUUUAUAUGGCCCUACUUAUCCGAGGAGUUUCAGUGGACAACAGACCAUGGAACUCAAGUAUACUAAUGGUGAAAAACAAGCAAAUGUUGACUCCAAUAAUGGAGCAGUAGUAACUCAUGAUAAAUUAGCUGUCCAAAGUGAAUAUUGUGGCAGACCAGUACGGCAAGAAAGCUAUUAUCUUUGGUCAGCAUUAACCCCUAAUAGUCAGAAAGAUGUGCAUAAUAGCCAAUCCCAUCUAAAUGAUGGCUGCUUUUAUCCAGCAAACAUGGGAAACUACUUCCAAACAACACAUUGGCUUCCUCAAGUUCCUAUGCAGAUGGUUCCUCAGAGCUACUCACCCGACUAUGUGUUCCAAGAUUUUCAGUAUUUUGUGGUGAUCGAUUUUGAGGCAACUUGUGAUAAAGAAAGGAAUCCUCACCCACAGGAAAUAAUUGAGUUCCCAUCUGUGCUUGUGAACAGUAGAACUGGCCAAUUGGAGGGCUGUUUUCAGAUGUAUGUGCGGCCUACACAUCAUAAUCUACUGUCUGACUUCUGCAAAUCACUUACAGGCAUUCAGCAGUCUCAGGUGGACAAAGGUGUUCUUUUGAGUGAUGCGCUCCUUAUGCAUGACAAAUGGCUUGAAGACAAGGGCAUAAAGAACACAAACUUUGCUGUAGUGACAUGGUCCGACUGGGACUGUAGAGUAAUGUUGGAAUCAGAGUGCAGAUUCAAGAGGAUAAGAAAGCCACUAUAUUUCAAUCGGUGGAUUAAUUUGAAAAUCCCGUUCAACAAAAUAUUCGGAAGUGGUAGGCGCAACUUGAAACAAGCGGUGGAACUUGCCGGGCUCACUUGGGAGGGUCGGGCCCAUUGCGGGCUGGACGAUGCAAAGAACACAGCUAAUCUGCUCUCCCACCUUAUGCAGCUGGGAUUCAAAUUAUCCAUAACAAAUUCUCUUAAAUGGCAAACUGCUGAUCAUCCUAGUGCUGUUCAAGUUCAACAGACCGUUACUACUACUCCUGAAAGCAACCUAACUUAUCAACCUCAAAAUUACAAGACUGCCCCUUCGGUCACUGCCAUUCCGUUCCAACCUGCAAAUCUUUUGAAAGAACCGUAUGUUUACUGCUAUUGUGGGUUGACAAGUACCAAACGGGUGAACCAAAACCCGGGACCUAAACAUGGGUGUGUCUUCUUCGGGUGUGGAAACUGGACUUCUAACGGAGGACCUUGUUGUCAGUUUUUCAAGUGGGUGGUUUCUGCUUCUGAUUCUGGAAAACCUGUGUAAAACUGAUUUGCUGCUGGAAAAAAAAUGCUGAAAUCAUGUGCAAUUUGCUGGUAAAGAGGAGAAAGAUUAGCAUCUCAUAAUGGUGAAUUAGAUUCUGUUUAACGCCUUCGUUAGUAAAGGACAAUUGGGGUUUAUACAGGUUCUUUAUGUGCAGAUCAUGCAAAUUGACAUGAAUUUCAGUUGGUUUCUAAAUAAUUUGAAGUAUGAAAAUAGCGACUAUUUAUGCGCAUUUUUUACCUAUAUAUUGUUGAUGAUUUUUUCAAGGAA
Messenger RNA from Spinacia oleracea (spinach), 2058 nucleotides. RefSeq lists its product as uncharacterized. The transcript has 6 exons. Lineage: Eukaryota; Viridiplantae; Streptophyta; Magnoliopsida; Caryophyllales; Amaranthaceae. Bases 481 to 1791 code for a protein of 436 amino acids. Gene Ontology annotation, molecular function: nucleic acid binding; 3'-5'-RNA exonuclease activity; zinc ion binding. The record is from RefSeq and is a predicted model, not a curated record.